CCCCCACGUGACGAGCGCCCCCGCGUGACGCGCCGCGCUGCCGGCCAAGAUGGCGGUGUGCGUCGCGGUGAUCGCUAAGGAGAAUUACCCUCUCUACAUCCGCAGCACCCCCAUGGAGAAUGAGCUCAAGUUCCACUACAUGGUGCACACAUCCCUGGACGUGGUGGACGAGAAGAUCUCUGCCAUGGGGAAGGCACUGGUGGACCAGCGCGAGCUCUACCUGGGCCUCCUCUACCCAACAGAGGACUACAAGGUAUAUGGCUAUGUGACCAACUCCAAGGUGAAGUUUGUCAUGGUGGUGGACUCCUCAAACACGGCCCUACGAGACAACGAAAUUCGCAGUAUGUUCCGGAAGCUGCAUAACUCCUACACAGAUGUGAUGUGUAAUCCCUUCUACAACCCUGGGGACCGCAUCCAGUCCAGGUCAUUGUGGUCUGGGUGACAGCGGGUGUCCCCAGCUGUGCCAGGGCCUUUGACAACAUGGUGACAUCGAUGAUGAUCCAGGUAUGCUGAGCAGGUCCCUGCGCCUGCGCCUGCCUGAGAGCGGCGGUGUGUACAUAGCUGCAUGGAGAAUCUAUCGUCGUUCACCUUCCCACGUGUGAGGGUGCUGCUGGGAGUGGGGUUGGGCGCAUGCCUCGCCACUAAAGCUUGGGAGAUAGAGUCAGCCUGUUGUCUGUGUCAUCU
Molecule: messenger RNA, 684 nt
Organism: Octodon degus (degu)
Lineage: Eukaryota; Metazoa; Chordata; Mammalia; Rodentia; Octodontidae
Gene: Trappc2l
Product: trafficking protein particle complex 2 like
Exons: 6
Coding region: 50-442 (130 amino acids)
Biological process (GO): endoplasmic reticulum to Golgi vesicle-mediated transport
Cellular component (GO): cytoplasm; TRAPP complex; nucleus
Source: RefSeq, a predicted model, not a curated record